Trichoderma reesei QM6a is the source of this 2097-nucleotide messenger RNA. Its product is annotated as N-terminal binuclear Zn cluster-containing protein. NCBI's taxonomy places the organism in Eukaryota, Fungi, Ascomycota, Sordariomycetes, Hypocreales, Hypocreaceae. The coding region runs from base 1 to 2097 and encodes 698 amino acids. The transcript is spliced from 8 exons. The record is from RefSeq and is a predicted model, not a curated record. Gene Ontology annotation, biological process: DNA-templated transcription; regulation of DNA-templated transcription. Gene Ontology annotation, molecular function: zinc ion binding; DNA-binding transcription factor activity, RNA polymerase II-specific; DNA binding.
AUGCAGAGUCUCGCGCCGUCCGCGGCCGCCGACGCACGAGCGCUCCGCAAGGCUUGUGAUCAGUGUCGUCAACGCAAAAUCCGCUGUGACAAAAACGAACCCUGUUCCAACUGCGUAACAGCCGAGCGACGAUGCACUUCGACUGCGUGGCAACGGCCUAAGGAGCUUCGCCAACGGGUCCUCAUCUCGUCGCAGUAUGAAAAGAAGAUUGACCGGAUCGAAGCCCGGCUCGCCAACAUUGAGAGUCUUCUCAAGAACAUCUCAUCCGCAACCCCUAUAGACCCCUCAAAAUUCAUCCAUACGCCACAGACAGACUCCGCCGUGCCAACCACCACGUCGACCGCUGACUAUGACAGCUCCGACGAGGAAUCCGUCCUCGGCGGCGACUCGGGCUUGACCGUCCACACAACCUUUGCCAGCGAAUUCCUCGAGCGUGCCGUCAAGAAAGCGUCCCUGCCGGCUGUGAAUCCCAAGAUGGAGACGGCUCUGGCCAACCUGAGCCAGCUUGUCGAGCUGCAAAAGCACCGCUCCAUCAGUCACGGGCCUCGAUUUCCUCUGCAGCAGCCAGUGCCCCCAGGGGGUGUAAGCAAAUUGCCUAUGCCUCCCAUGGCGACGGUGGUUGCCCUGUUGAAGCAUGUCAAAGCCGCCCCUCCCACCUUCUUCACCAUCCUCUGCACCCUCACAGGCAUCAAGGACUUUGCCGACCUGUGCCGCACCGUCUACUUCCCCGCCGAAGACUUCUCAGACGCCACCUUUGCCGUGGUCAACGCCAUGCUGUACAACCUCUUCGUGGAGCAGCACUCGCUGGCCAAGGACGAGGCGCUGCGCGAAGAGUACAACUCGUACGUGACCAUCUGCAAGACGAAUCUCGAGACGACGCUGGCCAACUUUCCGCUGUUUCUGUCUCCCAAGAUUGAGAAUGUGCAGGCUCUGCUGCUUGGGUGCCUCUAUUCCAUCGACGUCUCCAGGCCAUCGGUGGCGUGGCAUCUCAUCACAAUGGCGGCCUGGCUGUGCCAAGCAGGCGGUUACCAUCGUACAGAGUCUCUCCGCAACGACCCUCCGCAGAUUGCACAGCAAAAGAAGGUCAUCUUCUGGCAUGUGUAUACGCUGGAUAAGGGCCUGGGCCUCCGGCUCGGACGGGCUUCGGUCAUAGCAGAGUGCGACAUUGAUAUCAAACGAGAGUUUGAGGUCAACGGCUUCGACCAUCUGACGUCGACCACGUUCCCGACGCUGUGGGUUGAGAUGAGCAGCUUGCAGAGCCGGAUAUACGAACAACUAUACAGCCCAGCCGCUCUGGCAAGCCCUCAGGCAGAUCUGAUUCAACGGGCCCGAGCCCUGGCUGCGGAAUGCAGCCGCCUAGAAGUCGAGACGGAGGAGACACGAGAGAAAGUGUACACACUCCUCAAGUCAAUAGGGACUUCGGACGUCGUCGACGUCUUCAUCAAGGGCGACGAGGUGCAGUUUUACGUCACCAAGACGCUCAUCUACCGCGUCAUCCCGGCUCCGGAAAACUCCGUCACCCGGUUUUGCGACGAAUGCUUGGAUGCGGCACGUCACGCAAUGAAGACGCAUCAGGAGUGUGUUCGAUUCAUGGACAUUAGCACAUAUAUGCGGUCCAUGUACAUCCACUGGAGCCUCUUGUUGACGCCAUUCGCCCCAUUCUUCGUCCUCUUCUGCUACGUCAUUGAGACGACUUCGCUGGUAGACCUCAGGGUCCUCCAGGACUUUGUCGAUUCUCUCGAGGGCGGAAGGGGGCUCUCGGAGCCCAUUGAUAAGCUCUACCGUCUCUGCCGGGUCAUGUGCGACAUUGCCACGUUCUAUGUGGAAGCCAAAGGCCAGCAGCAGCAAAGCGAUAAUUCCAUCUCCAUAGGGGAUGAGUUCGAGAUGUACUUGAGCCAGCUUGGCUUCAUCCCCAACGACGAUCAAGCCAUGACCAACACGGACACCACCGACGCGGGGGCGCCGCUGCAGGGCAGUGGCCAGGUGGCGCAACUUGCCGACUGGUUUGUAGGCAGCCGCAACAUGAUUGGCCUCCUGGAGGAGGACUUGUCGCAGAUUGAGUCUCAUAGAUGGAUGCAACCCGAUGACGAGCUUUGA